Messenger RNA from Sus scrofa (pig), 5027 nucleotides. It is a transcript of the gene RHBDD1, whose product is annotated as rhomboid domain containing 1. Lineage: Eukaryota; Metazoa; Chordata; Mammalia; Artiodactyla; Suidae. Gene Ontology annotation, biological process: negative regulation of apoptotic process; cellular response to unfolded protein. Gene Ontology annotation, molecular function: serine-type endopeptidase activity. Gene Ontology annotation, cellular component: endoplasmic reticulum; membrane. The record is from RefSeq and is a predicted model, not a curated record.
GUUUUUUUUAAUUGGGUUACGAGUUUGUUUAUAAGGAAGACAAGUCACAUUUUCAUGGCAUGUUUGUCAGAGAAAGCAUACCCAUCCGUUACCUGGGUCACUGGGAUUUGGGAUGACAUUUCUACUUUAGAUUAUAAAAUGAGGAGGGGCAUCAGCCAUUGUCCUGGAUGUUACUCUAGAAGAUGCAGAAAAUACAUGUUUUUCUUGGAUGGGAGGUUCAGCUGCCUGUGUUUCUUCCCAGAUUCCCCAAACCUGGCCACUUUUUCCCAUCACUGGCUUGAUUUUUAACCAUGCAGCGGAGAUCAAGAGGAAUUAAUGUUGGGCUGCUUCUGCUCCUCUCUCAAAUCUACCAUGUUGGGAUCAAUAAUAUUCCACCUGUCACCGUAGCAACUUUGGCUCUCAACAUCUGGUUCUUCUUGAAUCCUCUGAAGCCGCUGUUUAGCUCCUGCCUUAGCGUGGAGAAGUGUUAUCAGCAAAAAGACUGGCAGCGCUUACUGCUCUCCCCUCUUCACCACGUAGAUGACUGGCAUUUGUAUUUCAACAUGGCAUCCAUGCUAUGGAAAGGAAUAAAUUUGGAAAGAAGACUAGGAAGUAGAUGGUUUGCCUACAUCAUCGCCACAUUCUCUCUACUCACUGGGGUGGUGUACCUGCUCUUGGAAUUUGCUCUUGCAGAAUUGCUGGAUGAACCUGGCUUCAGAAGGAACUGUGCUGUAGGUUUCUCAGGAGUUUUGUUUGCUUUGAAAGUUCUUAACAACCAUUAUUGCCCUGGAGGCUUUGUCAACGUUUUGGGCUUUCCUGUACCCAACAAAUUUGCAUGUUGGGCAGAACUUUUGGCUAUUCACUUCAUCUCACCAGGGACCUCCUUCGCCGGGCAUCUGGCGGGGAUUCUUGUCGGACUGAUGUACACUUGCGGGCCUCUGAAGAAGAUCAUGGAAGCUUGCGCAGGCAUUUUCCCCUCCAAUAUUGAUUACCCAGGACAGCAAUACUACUAUAAUAAUUCAGGCUACUCUGGGUAUCAGGACUACCGCCCGUCUGGCAGACCAGGUUCCUAUGAAGAAGGACCCAGGAACUAUGAUGCGUACACGGCAGGACUGAGUGAGGAGGAACAGCUGGAGCAAGCGCUGAGAGCCAGCCUCUGGGACCGAGGAAAUAGCAGAAAUAGCCCCCCGCCCUAUGGGUUCCAUCUCUCGCCAGAAGAAGAAAUGAGGAGAAAGCGACUUUAUAGAUUCGACCACCAGCAAGGGGACCCAUCCUGGUGAACAGAUGUGGUCCAGUUGUGCAGUCAUUGCCCCCAAAGCCCCGCAUGGUUUUAAGCAGAAGCAGAGGGCACCGUGACCAUCACAGGUUGCCCACGUCUGCCGUGGCCCGUCACCCCAUGACCGCCGUGAGUCUAAUUCUCAAGCAGGUGGACGUCUUGAGCCCCGGCUUGCUGGACACAGCCCACCGCUCCCUGGGAGCCACCCUCCUCCGGCCUUUUUCUCUCUCGCAGACAGGAGGUCGGCAUCUCCACGUAGGGCCCACUCUCCACAUUCCUUUCUCUCACUGCUGACUCAGCGGCGCUCUUGCCUUGUUUUGUCUUUGAAGAUCAGGACCUUCGCCAGGAGGUUUGUGUUCACCAGCCCGGAAGACUUGGCCCUAUUCUGCUCGGUGCUUGACGUGGCAGGAAGCAGGGAGCCAUUCCUCAUCCCCCGGCAGGUUGCCAUGGUGACCGUCCAGGCGCAGGAUGCAGCUACCAUCACAGGAUGCUAUUCCAGUGCCCUGGGGCCUCGACUCCUUAGGCCCCGAUGUCUGGGCGUUGUUUACAGUAAAGCUGCCUUCACAGACUGUAUGACUGGAGAAGCUCAAGUAAGACCUCAGAGGGGAACCCACCCACACGCUCUAUGACAUAGCAGGUGGCACCAGCAAUCCGGGCUCACGGCAGCCUCUCCAGUGACUAUAUAUGUUCCUGGAGAUGCACUUUGUAUUGAGCUAAUCAGCAAAGCAGCGGCAGGUGCCGCAUGCCGAGUAGGGCGACCAGUGCGUGGUCACUGAGGAAGUACUCUUUUUCUCUUGAGGAAGUAUUUUUUUUUCUCCUAAAAGUGCCUUUUAAUUGACCACUGUCACAGCCACUUUCCUGCUCAAGCAUCCAAGACACUCCCCUCACCCACAGAUUCCAAGUCACAUACGGUGGUUCCCGGUGCUUGUGUUUUGUGAAUAAAAGGAAAAAGUCAAACAUCACUGAUGUCUCAUUUCACUGAGAUAUUUUUGUUUAAAGAGAGUUAGAAGCAGAAAAGGAUCUUCCUAUUUUGCACUUCUAGCAUUUAUAUAGUUUUAUGAUUAUAAAAUAAUAUAUAUACCUUUAUAUGCAUAAAGCAAACCUCUGGAAGGAAAUGUACCCACAUGUUAUCAGAGGUUAUUUUGGAAGGUAGAGUACAUAGAAUUUUGCUGGGUUUUUUACAGUUUUAUAUUGCUGUCUUUUAAAAAUGUGUGUGUAUAUACAUGUAUGUGUACUACUUUUGCAGUAGUAAAACUGAUUUACAUAAUAAUAAUCAGUAAAAUGGAUUUAUUUAAAGAUGGUGUCUCCAUCAAUAAAAUUCACAUUAUAAACAGAGAUAUGAAAAAAUACACAUGCAAUUUAAAAAUCACCUGUGUCCCAUCAUCAGAGGUACCUGGGGUGAACAUUUUGCGGGGUGUGGCUUUCUCAGUCUUUGUAUACAUUUGGCACAUUGGGAGCAUGCCAGCAGUGCAGCUCAGUAUCCCAUUCCUAAUCUGAACUGACCUUGGAGAGGCUUCGCCACUUGCCUGUAAGUGAGCUAAGAAAACCAGCUGGCACAUGAUACCUGAGCUCCUCAGGUUAAUUUGUAAUUGAUGUACAGCUACAUACAGCAUGUUUAUAGUGUACAUUAUACCUCUGGGCCUCGAGGCUUCAAACAUGUUCAAAUGUAAAUGUUCAAGCUAAAUGUCUUUCCUCUUUCUCCCAAAUUCUUCGAAUUUGUCUCCCAUGAACUCUGUUGUGGAGGAACCUCAUUCUUACCUGCUUUCUUCUCAUAGCACCUUGUACAGGUAAUUCUGUUACAACACUUACCCCUUGCCCUGCUAUUAUUCGUGCACAACUAUAGCAAGACGUGCCUUCUACCCAGGAGCAUUGCUUAUGCACGGCUCUGGGAUGAGACCUUUGUCUCUUUAACUGCCCUUAUUCCUCUCCCCACACCCAAAGGCUGGCCCCUGGCUCCCAGUAGGGGCUUAUUAAAUGUUAGUUUCCCACCGCAGUGUUUUUUCAGUGCAUUAAAAGUCCAACCGCUGUAUAUGGAAGUUAUGGGAUUUUUUUUUUUAUUGCCGUUAAGUCCAAUAAUAGUAGCUCCUUGCUCUAUUUCACUUGUCAGCCAUAAAGACCUCAGAAUUGGAUUUUUGGAGGGUGUAACUGAAAUAUGCACGCCUUUUUUCUUUAUGGAGUGGAACGUCACUAAACUUUAGAGCUGUGGGAAAGGUCAUUUUAGUUAUAAAUAUAAACCAAUUAUCUGAGCGCAGCAAUGGAGAUGCCCUGAAAUUAUUAUAAUGACUUUAUUCGGGUUAAUAGGCUUGCCUGUGACCCGUGCUUAUUAUUUUCAAUGUCCAUCUUAUUUUUUUCCCUACAGGAAGGAGUCUCCAGAGUUAUGCCAAAAAACCUGGAACUGGGUUGAGAAAGACAAAAGCCAGUAUAUUCAACUAAUUAUCUGCUAGGGAAUAAGCAUUUAGAGCUGGUCUUAACUUUGGUUUCUUUGCUUAAUAGUCACUUCCUGAUGGUUAAACAUCUAAUUCCCAUACUUUGGUGGUGGUCAGUUAACUUAUGAGACCUCUUCAGACUCUUUCCUCGGUUCUCAAGAUGAGGGAGUGGUUAAAAUUGCUUCCUCUUCAUGACCUUGAAUGUAUUUACUGCCUGCGAUUCCAAGGUCAAACAUGAUAGUUCAAGGCCCCUCCAUCCUUUUAAGUUGUCUGUUGUUGAGGCCCAGGCAGUAAAUGGCUGGUUAUUGCAGGACUGGGGACUGUCGGCAUGUCUGUCACACAUUCUGCUGCCUGGGCAGUGAGUUAAAGGGAUGAGACUACCACCCAAGAAGGACAGUAAAACAGAGGGUGUGGCCAACCUGGCCUCCUCCUUUUCCGUCCUGGUUUCUCUUGAUUCAGUAAAGAGGUGUAGGGAGGUCCCUGGUGGUCUAGUGGUUAGCACUCGGUGCUUUCACUGCUGCUGCCUGGGUUCAGUGCCUGGUCUGGGAACUGAGAUUUCACAUCAAGCCACUCACUGCACGCUGAGGCAAAAAAAAAAAAAAAUAUAUAUAUAUAUAUAUAUGUAUAUAUAUACAUACACACACACCUAUAUAUGUAUAUAUAUAUAUAUCCAAUGUCAUAAAAAAAAAAAGUCUAUCCUCUCUUCCCUUCCCUUCCCGUGGAUUAUGAGUCAUUUCCUUUUUUUCUCCCCUCUUGCCUUUCAGUUUAGAGUCACAGACUCCCUACUAAGAAGGACCUUAAAAUCUCUAUUCAUUGCUCUGCUCAAUACAUAAAAUCCUUCCUCACUCCGUUCUACUUAGCGCUGCCAGUUAAUCUUCCAAAAUCUAGCUUGGUGAUGCCACUCACUAUCUCAGCACCUUUUAUCAUCCCUCUGUUGCCAGAGGAUAAAGGUUACACUCGCUAGCCUUAACCGCGGGGCUCUGAGCAGCCUCUUGACCUCAUCCAUAGCAGAGCCUGUGCUUCUGCUAACCGGCCUCCCUCUCCAAACUCUAAGCGUUCCUGCUCCUUUGACUUAAACGAAGCAGCCUUUUCCACUCUCUCGGCGCAUCCAGAUCCUCCCUCUCCUGCCCCCAGUCUGCACAGCCCAGAAUGAUCUGCUUUUAUUGGGUGUUCAGCCCAGUUUCCACAGGCUGCUUAGAGUGACUGGUUAUCCUGCAGUAAGAGGGUGUCUCUCUAGAUUGUGAGCUUCGCAAGGGACCAUGACUGUGCUUCCAAGCAUCUUUUCACAGUACCGGGAACAGUGCUUUGUCUGGAAUGUCAAAACAAUAAACGUUUGUGGAUUGAAA